UUUUCCCCCCCUCGUUCCGUUCCGAGCGAGAAAAGCAAGCCCACAGAACGAGGGAGAAAAUGCCGAGUCUUAGGUUGCAUCAUCAGUUGCUUCGUCAUUGUCGACUCAGUUUCAUUCCUACGUCUCUUUCUUCUUCUUCUUCUUCCUCCUCCUCCUCCUCUUUAAUAACAAGAAGCAGGCCAUUAGGAUCAACUGCGUCAGCGGUGAGAUUAAUGGGAACAAUGGCGACGGAAUCUACACCAAGAUUGCUCUUCAGGCAACUGUUCGAGAAGGAAUCCUGCACUUAUACUUACCUCCUCGCCGACGUCGGUCACCCCGAGAAACCAGCGCUGCCAAACACCCGUAAGGGGUUUUUUCUGACAUUUUGAAAGUCAUGGAGGGUUAAGCUAGCAAUCGCCCAAAGUUUAGGGCGGUUUUCUGAUAUUUAUUUAGCUAGCCCGUCACCAAAUCAGCGCGACUCCCUCACACGGCGGCACUCCAUAACGCAGAGCGGAGAUCCACGACGAAUAGAAAUAUCCAAAUAAACCCCUCACGUUUCACUCAACCAGCGGAAAAAAAAAUAAGAAGAAGAGAACCCCCGAAAAAGGGCAAAUGCUGUCUCUUCGAUCCCAUCAGCAUCUUCUGCUUCGUGAUUCUCUUCACUAUUUCUCUUCAAUUUCUCCUUGGAGAUCAGCGAUGAGAUUUGAGGCAGCGUCGGCAACGGCUUCGCCUUACAGCACGGCGUCGAGAUUGCUUUUCCGGCAGUUGUUCGAGAAGGAAUCGUCGACUUAUACUUAUCUCCUUGCUGAUCUCCGCCACCCCCAAAAGCCCGCUGUGCUGCUUGAUCCAGUAGACAAAACAGCAGACCGAGAUUUAGCUCUUAUUAGAGACCUGGGUUUGAAACUCAUCUAUGCAAUGAAUACCCAUGUGCAUGCUGAUCAUGUGACCGGAACGGGCUUAAUAAAGACCAAGAUGCCUGGCGUGAAGUCUGUCAUUUCAAAAGCUAGCCAAGCAAAAGCAGAUCAUGUGGUUGAACAUGGUGACAAAAUACAUUUCGGAAACCUGUUCCUAGAGGUGCGUGCAACACCUGGUCACACUUUGGGUUGUGUUACAUAUGUAACUGGAGAAGGACCUGAUCAACCUCAUCCAAGGAUGGCUUUCACUGGUGAUGCCUUGCUCAUACGUGGCUGUGGAAGGACAGAUUUUCAGGGAGGAAGUUCACAUCAACUUUAUCAAUCAGUGCAUUCUCAGAUAUUCGCAUUGCCAAAGGAUACUCUAAUAUACCCUGCUCAUGACUAUAAAGGAUUCACAGUCAGCACAGUUGGAGAGGAGAUGAUUCUCAACCCUCGGCUAACAAAGGAUGAGGAAACCUUCACAAGUAUCAUGAAAAAUUUGAACCUGGCAUACCCAAAGAUGAUUGAUGUAGCGGUGCCAGCAAACUUGGCUUGUGGAUUUCAAGAUAGCACGCCAGAGGCUCGAGCAUCAGCUUAGGCUCAAUAGAGCAGGUUCAGCCUGCAGUAAUAUAAUACUGUUAAAGAAAUUAAGAAAGCAAUCUCUACGUAUAUCGUUUGAACGCAUCAUUAGGAGGAAAUGGUUUGUGCUCACAGGAAGCUACCCUUGUAUAUUGAAGCUUUCUCUGGUUAAAAAUAAAAGCGAGCAAAACCAGUGACCUUGUGAUAUUAUUGAGACUGUUAUGUUAUUAAGAUGCCUCUUCAUGCCCUUCCUUUUCCAUUAUGCAACUCCCUGCUGAAUCAAUAGCUCACAAAAUCUGUUACUGAAAACAAUUACUGUUGCUGUAUAACUAAUCUUUAACGUUACUGUUGCUGUAAAACUAUCGUAAGACUAUCGUGUAAGUGUUGGAGUUUGAGUCUUGAGGGGAGCAGAAAUGUUUGUAACUUUUGAAGCAACAAUUGUUUGUGAAAGAUAGAUAGUCUAUGA
Molecule: messenger RNA, 1917 nt
Organism: Asparagus officinalis (garden asparagus)
Lineage: Eukaryota; Viridiplantae; Streptophyta; Magnoliopsida; Asparagales; Asparagaceae
Product: persulfide dioxygenase ETHE1 homolog, mitochondrial-like
Exons: 10
Coding region: 592-1470 (292 amino acids)
Biological process (GO): glutathione metabolic process; hydrogen sulfide metabolic process
Molecular function (GO): sulfur dioxygenase activity
Source: RefSeq, a predicted model, not a curated record